This is a messenger RNA of Pseudopipra pipra, 10533 nucleotides long. RefSeq names its product galactose-3-O-sulfotransferase 2-like. NCBI's taxonomy places the organism in Eukaryota, Metazoa, Chordata, Aves, Passeriformes, Pipridae. The record is from RefSeq and is a predicted model, not a curated record. Bases 7469 to 9379 code for a protein of 636 amino acids. Gene Ontology annotation, molecular function: galactosylceramide sulfotransferase activity. The transcript has 4 exons. Gene Ontology annotation, biological process: glycolipid biosynthetic process. Gene Ontology annotation, cellular component: membrane.
UACAGUCCAGUUGGUGUUGCCUGUGCUGGCUGCUGGCCCCACUCCUUGCUCCGUCCUGCUUGCCUCUGUCUUGCCUGCUUCCCUCCUGCUCGGGUCCCACCUGCCUGCAUCUGCAUCUUCUGCUCAUCUUGGAUCCAGGCUGCUCACCACCUGCUUCUCUCCGGCGGUUCUUCCCUGACUGCCUGAAGCUGACUACACCCGGUUCCCUUGCUGGUGGGGAUAACCUUUUUCCAAUUUCCUUUUGUAGCCUUUCCUUUUCCUUAUCUCUCCCUCUUCUUCUCCCCACCUCCCCCUCGCUUUUACUGUUACUUAUUUUUACAAUAAAGCUAAUGGUCUGUUUGAGACCUAACAUUUGGAGUUUUGUGCCUUAAUCUCGCCUUCGAAGUAAUCAUCUAAAAGAACCACGUUAUAGCCUUUAACCGGUCUGUCACAGGCGAGGGGCCAUUCCUGUUUGUUGCUUCUGUGCUGCUUUGCUCAUCCCCAUGGGGAUGCAGCCCAGAAGGGGAAGAUGAAAGGGAAAGGGAAAAAGGAAAGGGGAAAGGGAAAGUCCCCUGAGACUCCUUGAGUAGAUCCCAAAGGGGCCAGUGUGUGCUCUUCUGAGGGCCAGGGUGAGGAAAGAAGCUGAGAUGGAGGCUUGGGGCAGAUCCUCCUCUCCUCUCCUGGCCCUGCACACCCCUGUGCUGUGGAGGGCUGGGAUCCCUGGGGAGGCUCUCUGGGCUGGCACAGCCCUGGCACAGCCCUGGCCAAAGGGCACCUGCCUGCACUGCCCAUGGGAGAAGUGGCCCUAGCCGGGCUGGGCCUCGUAUUUAGGGGGUCUCCUCUGAAGAAGCCCAGAGCUGUAGCGGUCCCUCCCUCUCCAGACCCUUCCCCAGCUCAGUUCCCUUCUCUGGACACGCUUCAGCCCCUCAAUGUCUGUCCUGUAGUGACAGGGGUAACUGUAUGUGUUCAGUAGACACAGGUUGAUGCUGUAGCUUUCCUAGAAAACAUAAAACCUCUCCUAGAUUUCACUCUAUUUUGUUGGGGUUUUCCGCCAGGUGAGGCAUCACAAUUAUCUGGGCACCCUGUCAUGCAAUCCAUAAAUAGGAGGCAGCACCAGACCAUGAGAUCCCCACCCUGUUUGCCUGCUGAUAUGUUUCAAAAGGCGUUUGCUCAGUAAACACCUGCUCCACCCAGUUUCCCUCGAUCAAUACGGCCUUUCUGUCCAGGCUUCAUCUGAAAACCACUUCCACUAUUUUGUUGUGGGCACCAGCCACUGCCUGAGGCAGAGCCAGGGCUGGACCCAGCACUUACACACUCCUCCAGCUCAGAUGCAGCAGCACAGGGCUCCCACUGGCCCUGGAGAAUCCUAAAAACAUCUUUGGCCAUUCCCAGGUCAAACACAGCUUCCUGAGCUCCAGCAGCCUCCUUGCCCACUCUGCUCAGCAGUGAUGAGGUCACACUGCUGCUGCUGGGUCCAGCUCAGGGCUCACCAGCACAAGAGAGUUCAACUGACUGAAGCCAGUUCAAUGCAAGGCCACAAAGGCAAUGAAGGUCUGGAGCAUCCUUUGUACAAGUAGCAGCUGUGAGAGCUUUUGAGUUGUUUAUCCUGGGGAAAAAUAGUCUCAGGAGGACUUCAUAGAUGUGUAUAAACAUCUGAUGGGAGGGAAUGAAGGCAGGAAGUCAGGCUCUUCUCAGCAGUACCCUGUGACAGGACAGGAGUCAAUGGGAGCAAACUAAACCGCAUGAAAUUCACCCACAGAAGCACAGACUGGGUCAGGCUGGAAGGGACCACAGGGGCUCAUCUGGUCCCACCUCCCUGCUCCAGGAGGGUCAUCCCAGAGCACAUGGCACACAGUUGUGUCCAGAUGGUUCUGGAAUAUCUCCAGUGAGGGAGACUCCACACCCUUUCUGGACAAUCUGUUCCAGUGAUCGGUCACUGCACAGGGAAGAAGUUCUUCCUCAUGUCCAGGUGGAACUCCCUGGACAUCAGUUUCUGCCCAUGGUCUCUUGUCCCACGGCUGGGCAGCCUCGAGCACAGCCUGGUGCAACCUCUGACCCUUCCCUACAGACACUGACAAACAUGGGUGAGGUCCCCUCUCAGUGUCUCUUCUCAAGGCUGAACAAGCCCAGCUCCCUCAGCCUUUCCUUGUAAGAGAUGCUCCAGCUCCUUCAUCAUCUUUGUCACCCUCCUCUGGACCCGCCCCAGGAGCUUCAUGUCUUUUUUGUACUGAGGAGCUCAGAACUGGACAAAAUUUAAUGACAAGGUGGGGGGGGUCCUUCCCAUCUCUGCUGAGGAGGGCCCAUGGCAUCUUGUGCUUGGGAUGCCCACUUUUGUUUCUUCUGCAGACAGACCAGCAAGUCCUCCCAGUAACAUGCAACCAGGUGUUUUGUUUGGAGAAAACAACAAGGAUAGUCUCAGGAUGGUUCAGAAGACCCUGGAUCCCACAAGGCUCUGAGGGAUCUGGUCUAAUGUCAAAGUUGCCCUAAAAUAUAGAGUUCUUUCAGUGCCCAAGUCCUGCAAGUCCUGCAGCCUUCAGAGGCUCCAAGACAAAGCCCAGGUUUGUGAGGCAUCACCCUAAUCUCUUGGAAGUCUUUGGCAAGCAAACAAAACCAAUCAAAAAGAAACAGCAAAGCCUGUUCCUCAGACAAGCAGGGAUGUGUUUGGUUGUUCAAAGGACUCUGAUAAGGUGACCAAGAUUAAAGAACAAAUAAAAGUACAAUUAGGGGCAAAGUCCCAACGCCAGCCAAAACUCAUACAGAGGAGCAACGGUGUCCUUCUCACCUAACCCUGAGCUCAUCCACCUGCUCUUCAGCCUUCCCACUCAAGAGUAGUUCUGCCUGGUGCUGGCACAGGCUCUGCCUUGUCCCCUCUGGGACAAGGUCCCCGUGACAGUGGGAUCCCACACAGCACAGCAGCCACAGCACUGGUCCUGCACUCGGCUCUCACCACGCCUUGCUACUGACUUCCCAGGUGGGUGCGUUUGCUCCCUGAGCAUCCUUCCAGAGAGAGCUGGUAUCGAUGGGCACAGCACCACAGAGCAGGCUGACUUCCAUGUCCCGGGAGAGCUGUUGAAAGCUGGUCAAAUGAGCAUGCCCAGCUCGCUCUGCAAAGUGUAAAAUUAACUAAAUAUCAAUUUAGGUGGGCGGUAAUGGAUGGCGGCAAUGGCGGCGGAAGGGGAGGCCCAUGGUGUGAUAGAUUUCAGAAUGACUUGGAAAGCAAACUUGCACAUUGCUGAUAACACAGCAGGCUGGAUACCCUGGGAGAGUCAUCUAGAAAUUAUCAUGGGUCGCUCCAUGAACAGGUCUGUCUGGAAAUGGGUCUGGAAAGCAAACAGAAAAGCUGCACAAAGGGUUUGCUGGCAGAGAGGGCACAGCUUGUCCCUCUCGUUUCUCUCCAUUGGGAGUUUGUGGGAAUGUCUACAGACCUAGGAAAUUGCUAUGUCCCAGACCCUGGUUUCCCCAGUCCAUCACUGCAUCUAGGGCUGACCUGCUGCUGGGGAGACAACAAACCUCUUGUCUUUCCAUCCCCCUUUGAGAUCCAGCAAGCUCCAAGCUGCUGGGGUACAAAUGACAUGGCCAAAGUGACCAUGAUGGCAGACAAUGACAAAGAGAAAUGCUUGCUUAAGAAAAACACAGUUAAAUAAAUAAAUAGAAUUAAAUACAGGGGAAAACAUGCUGAUGUGAUGUGAACAGGGACCUUGCAGUCAUACCCAGGGAGGAAUGGGACCCAGCCCCACAUCAGACAUGCCUUCCCUGACUCAUCCCAGUGGCAACAAUCCCCUUCCAGGUGCUCAAACUCUAGCUACCUGCAUGAGGCAAAGGGACAAGUCUCCAGCCAGGACGCUCUGGCCUCAGGCAUCUGGACUCCCACUGCAGAUGCAGCCAGUGCCACCCUGGUCCUGCCCUAUGGGAGGGCUCCUCAUCCCCUUGCACCAACCAGGAUUCCUUGGAGGCCUACCCUACUAUCAUGGCACUGCCAAGAGGUCUUCCAGUCCCCUCUAACAUGAGAUCAGUAGCAUUUUUACUCCCGGCCCUUCACAGGAUAAUUUCAACCCUGGAUAUGGCUUUUUUGGUAGCACAUUGGUUUUCCCCCUCCAGCUAAUGGCUUUGCCCAGAACUUAAGCAACAUUGGCUGCUUCUUUUAGAGGUUUUGUUGUUUUUGCAGAUGUCCUACUUUGGCUUCAAAAGCAAGAAGCUAUUUCCAGCAGGAACUCCAUCUCUGCUAAGGAAACCUCUGCGGGCCACGCCAGCCCCAGGAAAUCCCACGGGGUUGCCCCCAGCCUCUGUUGGCAAAGCCCUGCAGCAGUUUCCUCAUCUUCCCCAGGACCCCAGACUCUGCUCCCUACAAAGACACCUCCCUGAAUGCCUGUACCUUCCAGGCUGCAGCUGCCUCCCUCUUGCCAACACACACAAGGACAUUGGUGUGCUCAUCAGCCAAGGAAUUGUCCCAGGGAGCAGCAGUGGCCUUCCUCCUGCACCUCACUUCCGCAGCACUGUCCUGGCGUCCAAGCUCUCACAGGAGAACAGAGCUUUGCUGCUCCUGCCUGGAAGGUCCUGGCUGGCUCUCACCUUUCCAAGGAGAUGUGUUGUGCUGCCCGCCUGAAGGCGGCUGCUCGCACCUCGGGGCUCAGCAGGGAGUGUUGGUGAUGGCAAACAGAAUCUGCCUCCAGCAAGACCAAACAAAAACCCACACACAGCUUUCUGCUGGGUUGGUUUUAUGCUGGAGUGAUCCCAACCCAGCAGGAAAAGGAAUGAGGUGUGGAUAAAGGCAGGAAGGUGGCUGGUGGAUGUUCCAGCGGGGCUCAAGCCCCUGCAAACCCCAGUGCUUUCCCUUACACCACCCAUUGCUCUGGCAACUGGUCUAGCCUCUGGGUUGGAAAUCCAGCUCACAGGUCUCCUUUCCUCCUCCCCAUGUGUCACCUUCCCACAUGUUCCACUUCAUCUCAACCCCUGGUACAGGCUUGCAAAUGGAUGAGAGAUGGCUGCUUUCCAGGUGCAGCUUGUCCAACAAUCCAGAGGAAAACCCACUAGCAGCUCCUCUAGGCCAUGGACAGGCCAAGCAGGAAAGCCAUUACAUCAGAGUGGCAAGGUACUGGGCAUCUCGAGGCUGGCUGAGAUCUCCUUGCUCAUCAUCUGAAGCAGGGACAGGGGACAGGAAUGGACUGGAGUCUUUGGGGCUUCUCUUCUGCCUUCUGCUGAGAUCAGCAGUGAAUGUGCAGCCACCAGAGGAGGUGCCCAAUCCCUCCUACAGGGGCACCUUUUGCUCCUCAAGGGACACAGCUACAAAAGGUGCAGUUACCUGCCUGUAUCCUGACCCCUAUCCAGUCUCUGCAGGAGAGACAAGACCACUGGGUGUGAUCUCAGAGGAAUGACAUCCCCACUGAGGCCCUCAGACAACUGGCCACAGGUGGAGCCCCAUCCCAUCCAGGUUGCACUCCAAAACAGCCUCUCUGGGAUAGAGGUGCAGGGUAGCAGAAGGAUCCUGAGAGAGCUCUUGAGGUCCCUCAGAUGCGUCCUCUGGCACAGGAAGCACACAGGCAGAGGAGAGGUUGUGCUGUGCUUCCCAUCACUGCAUCCCUGCAGGAGCAGACAACUUUGCCUUUUGAGUUUCUCUUCCACAGACGCAUCAAGUCAUGCCCGAGAAAGAGGCUGCAAACAAGGAUACACAAAAUCCUGACUGGGAUUACAUGUGGAAACUGAACCUCCAUGAGGUCACCACGGAAAAAUAGGCUUGUCCCUAGGGAAACAAGUGAGCUGAGCAGCAGCCACUGAGCAAGAGGAAACAAUCAAAGAUGAGCAAGAUCAAGCCUGUCUGGGCACCCUCACACUGACGAGCCUCUGGAUGAUCCCAAACAUUCUAUUGCCCUGCAACCAUAGAAUGUUCCCCAAGGUCCUGCCUGGGGAAUGCUCACAGACCCUCGGUGACCUACCCCCCAUCACCAUGCCCCAAGCAGCCUUAUCCAGCUUGGAUUGCAUGGAGCAUGGUUGUGCAGAGGGAAGGAGUGGGAAAAGCACCAGCUCUCAGUCCCUGCAUCAGAGAGGGGUUUGAUCCCCACAAACGAGCUCACAUGUGGCUCUCAGGAGCCCCAGACUCCCAAAUAAGCUGCCAGCCUGUGCAGAGAGCCAGAGCACAGGAUGGGUGGAGAAUGAGAGAGCCCCACAGCAAACUUGUGGUUUUGAUGAGGUGGACAGGGAGCGGCAGCACCUGCCUGUGCCAGGGUAAGAGGAACAGCUGCCUCCCUGCCAGCCAGAGGGCAGGGAGGGAGCUGGGCCCUUUUGCCCCUCCAAAAAGCCAAAGUCUGGGCUGGAAGUGACUUAUCUGCCCAGCAUGUACUUCCUGAGUCCUGUCAAGGGAAAGCACAUGUGGCCAAGGUCCUCUCCUCUGGGGCCGGGAGGCAGGUGGGGUGACUGGUCCUGCAGAGGGGAUGUUGCACAACCUGAGCCACUGGCCCUGGUGGCCCAUGUCACAGCCACCCAUCUCCACCUCCCCAGGUGUCUGUGCCCAAACAGGAGAAACACGCAGUCCUGCUGCCUGGGUCCCUGGUCAUGCAAAGCCAUGGAUGAUGCUGUGCAGGACGCUGGGAUGAGUUUGAAAGGGAAGGAUGUGGAAGAGAAGCUACUGCAGAGAGAGGAGACCCUGGCCAAAGGACCGGCUGUGGACUUCCAUUGUGGAGAGCAGCUCCCAGUCCUCCUUUGAGUUGUCUCAAUUUGUCCACCAGCCAGCAAGAAGCAGACCCAGUGACCACUUUUUCACUGGUGCUGGAAGCCAGUUGGCUUUCUAGCAGGGCUGUCCUGUUGCUGAUCAUCCUGGUGCAGCACAGGGCUUGGGGACUUGGCUGGCUUAGAGGAAUAUGGGAGGCCAGUCUGAAGAUGGCACAUACAAGACAUCAGUGUGUUCAGUGGUGCCUGGAGCAGCGAGGGGAAGCACAGGAGGGAGCUGGGGAUUGCCGUAACCCCAGCCCAGUGUGGAUGGAGCCAGGCUGCAUUGGAGAGGACUCCAUGUCGUGGAGGUGUGACUCACCCUGCACAGACCUGAAGACUGUAUCAAUAAAAUAAAGAGCUAAACACUCGUGACUAUCUCUGUCAAGAAGAAAAAGUAGAACAUGAGAAGGGAAAAGAAGGGACAAGCACAAAGAGAGGAGCGGGGGGCAAAGCCCAACAGCCCUGGGUGAAAUCAAGGAGUGACACAGGGACACACACGUGGGUGGCGUGGCCCCACCAUCAUGCCCUGCUCAGCCUGCCCCCCCUCUGGCAGUGCCUUGCAGGGCUAAAGCUGCCACUCACCAGAGCAGAGCCUGGUCAAUCCCUGGGGCAGUGCUGGAGAGCAGGGCACCAGUGGGAAGGUCUCUGCUGUGGGAUCACCAUCCCAGCUGCCCCGCCAGGGAGGGGCCUCUGGCUGCAGGCACACAAGCCAGGCUCUGGGUGUUUGCUUUGCAUUCUCCCAGGCUGAUGAUAACCACCUGCUCCUCAGCCAAGGCUCCAGCUCACCAUGCUGAAAUUCAAGAGGUAUUUGAUCACGAAGCUGAGUGCAGUCUACAGGGUCCAGCCAGGUCGGCUCUGGAUCUCCUUCAGCCUCCUCAUCCUCCUCCUGGUCGCCCUUCAAGUCGUGGAGAAGCUGCAGCCUUCCAGGAACUGCCAGUGUGAAGUGGAGCGUGACCUGCAGCAGAGCACGGGCCAGGGGCUCAACUCUGGCCUCCAGACACCUGACCUGCUCUGGGAGGACAAUUCCCUGCAGUGGCAAAGGAAAGCUGUGCCAGACCCCACUUCGACUGAGGACCCGCAUGUCAGCUGGGAGACCUCACUGGAAAGCAGCCCAGGCAGCCAAGAGGAGCAUGGGACACGGCAGCCUGUGGAGAGCAGUGAGAAGGUGGAAGCUCAUCUAUUGCCCACGAGGCUGAAACCCCAGCUCCCUGUCCUGAGAAAAGCAGCCAGAGAAAGUCCUUCUCCAAGCCUUCCUGGCAGGAUUGCCGCAGUUUUGGCAGAAGCUGUCACCAGGAAGUUCAUUGUCUUUGCAAACAGACUGAGCACUAAGGAGAACAGGCAAACGUCACCAGCCAGAAUGACACAGGUGGAGGUACAGACCCAGUCUCAGCCUCAAGCCGUGGCUUCCCCCAGCCAUCAGAGGAGCAGUUCACUGACAGAUCCCGUCCCAAACUCAGCUCAAACCCUGCAGGCAGAGGACUCUUACGAAACACGCCCAGAGACAGGAUUUCUCCCAAACUGGACAGCAGCCUCUGUGGUCGAGGAGGUGACAAAUGGAGGAGGUCGGCAGGCCAGAGGAGUCGCCCCUCAAGGGAAGCCGUGUGAGCCCCAGACUGACAUUGUUUUCCUCAAGGUGCACAAGAGUGCCAGCAGCACCGUCAUGAACGUCCUCUUCCGCUUCGGCGAGACCCACAACCUCACCUUCGCCUUCCCCCUCGGAGGGGGCUUCCAGCUCUUCUACCCCCGACACUUCAUGGCGAGGUUCGUGCAGGGCUUCUCCCCCAGGAGCCCCCAGCGGUUCAACAUCCUCUGCCACCACAUGCGAUUCCUGCAGCCGGAGGUGCGGAAAGUGGUGCCCAGCUCUGCCACCUACUUCUCCAUCCUGAGGAACCCCGUGCAGCUCAUGGAGUCCUCCUUCACGUACUACAAGGGCGCGUCAGCUUUCUCCCGCGUGCGCAGCCUGGAGGAGUUCCUCAGCCAGCCACACCUCUACUACGACCCCGCCAAGGGCGACAGCAACUACGCCAAGAACCUCAUGACCUUCGAUUUUGGCUUCAACCCCAAUGCAGAGGUGUCUGCUGAGCGGGUGCAACUCAUGGUAAAGGCCAUCGAGGCGUCCUUCGACUUUGUCCUCAUCUCCGAGUACUUCGACGAGUCCAUGGUGCUCCUGAAGGAGAUGCUGUGCUGGGACCUGGACAGCGUCGUCUCCUUCCCACUCAACACCAGGGACAGCAGCACCAAGUCCUCCCUCUCGGACAGCAUGGUGGAGAAGAUAAAGGAGUGGAACAGGCUGGACUGGGAAAUCUACAUUCACUUCAACAGGACCUUCUGGGAAAGGAUCGACCGGGACAUCGGCCGGGAGCGCAUGGAGCAGGAAGUGAAGGCGCUCCGGGAGCGGCAGGCGGAGCUGGCAAGGACCUGCCUGCAGGGCACGGGCAGCGUGGCCCCGAAGGACAUCAAGGACUCUUCCCUGCGGCCACUGCAGCACGGCGGUGCCAGGAUCCUGGGCUAUAACAUCAAGCAGGGCUUGGACAAGGAGACGGAGCACAUGUGCCGGCGCCUGGUGACCCCGGAGCUGCAGUACAGCAGCGCUCUCUACAAGAAGCAGUUCCCCCCAGAGCCCCCCGAGACCCCCCAGCCCACUCCCUCUGGGCAAGGCAGUGCCCCACAGCACCGGCUGGAGGGCACCCAACACUGACCCUCCCUGCCCCUCCAGGCAUCUUCUCCAGCCGCCUUGGCUGAGGGCAGUGAGGCACUCAGAUCCUGGGCUAGGGGCUGCUCCUGCCCUGGAGAGGGGGUGGGCUGGGAGCUGCUGGCAGCCCCCAGUCACCUCUGUCUGUGCAAGACUGUGCACAAGCUCUGGGUGCUACACACUGCUGUGGAGCAGGAUGGGCUGCAAUGGGGGGUCCCAGGGGCUCAACAUGACUUUUCCAGAGGGAACUCUCCCCCCUCAGUCAGCAGCUGAAGCCUCGGCAGCAGGGAGCAGAUCCAGGAAGGCAGCCCCAGUCCCCACGCCAGAGACUGCAACAGUGCAGGGCCAAGCUGUAAAUCAGAGCCGUGGAGUUUGAUUUACAGCUUGGGAAUGAGUCUGUCUGUCUGUCCAGCUGCAGCUCUCCUCCGCUCCACCUUAACGCUACCGCGCUGGAAAAGCAGCCUCUUAAUUAAAAAUAACAAUAUCCACUGCCACUCCUUAAAUUCCCCUUAAUUACAUCAAUUUGCCCCAGUAGACAAUCUGCCUGGUAGACACUCUCCCCAGCAGCCCAAGAAACAGAUCCCUGGAGCUGAUGAUCUGGCACCAGGGUGUCAGACUGCAAGUUCCAUACCCAAGGGACUGGGGGAGGCCUCGUGAGCAUCUCUGCAGCCAGACAUCUCAAUCCACCACCCGGAGCAGCCAUAGGAACAUCCUACACCCUGCCUGGGGAAAGGGACCACAGGAACGGGUUGUGGUGGGCGAGUCAGCCUUACUUUUCACACCCUGCACUUAUCCACAAAUCAAAAGCAGAGCCAGCAAAUCAGCUGGGAUAAAUGGAGGCCCCACCUCUGGGUUUUCAGCUGAUUGCCAAACCAAAAGAGGUUCAGGAAAAAUUGUGCGGGGGGGAUCUGAGCAUCCUGGGCUCUCCCUGGGGCAGCCACGUCGAGCCUCAAAGGUUUAGGUUUACAGCCAAAGGUGUCCUGUUUCCUGCUCUGUUUAACCAGGAUAAAAGCCAGACUGUGCUCCCAGUGCCUCUUCCAGGGCAGUGCCAAGCAUCGGGCCGGGCACGAUGUGGGGGCAGCAUUUUGGGGGUGUUUGCUGCAUGGUUUUUGGGGUGUUGUUCAUUCCAUAAAGUUUAAUCUCUGGGGCACAUCCACACA